CCUAAACAUAAUUUGUGAACUUAUAAGUAAAAUGAUAGCAUAAUAUUUACCUAGUAGUAUAUAUAAUUUUUUUUUGUCAUCAGUAGUAUAUAAUUUAAAUAAUGUAUUUUCUAACAACCUAAACAUAAUUUAUGUACUUAUAAAUAAAUGACAACAUAAUAUUUAACUAUAGUAUAUAUAAUUUUUAUUAUUGUUUUAGUUUUAUUAUUUGAAAAGAGAGAAAGGAUUCAUGAGGUCAAACCUCUUAAAAAAAACUUAUAACCAUUAUCUCCUUUUUAGAUAAAAGAAAAAAAAAAGAAUAAUAAAUGACGUCAGCAUUGACAAGGUAAGCACGUCGAGUCCCUCCAGAUGUCUGGUUCGGUAAUAGCUUCAGGAAUGAAACGCGGACCUCCAAUAAACAAACAAUGGCCAUUACCAAACUCUUCAUUCUCUCACACCAAUCAAAACAUCUCAUUUCUCCUCUCUCUCUAUCUUCUUAGCUUUACUACCUUCUUUUUUUUCCUACCAAGAUCCUCCCAUGGAGGAACGAAUGAGAACAACAUUGAUUCCAAGACGAAGACAUAUCUGAAAAAGUAAACACACAAAACCAAACCAAUACAAAACAAAACAGACAAAAAGAGUUAACCAAAAAAUGUCGGUAGCACACGCAGAUGACGCCGACGAUUACAGCCGACCAACGGGAGAAACCUACCACGCCGAGAAAGCGUUACCAAGCGGAGACUUCUACACGGGCCAAUGGAGAGACAGUCUCCCUCACGGACACGGCAAAUAUCUCUGGACCGACGGUUGUAUGUACGUCGGAGAAUGGCACCGCGGCAAAACCAUGGGCAAAGGCCGUUUCAGCUGGCCAAGCGGCGCGACCUACGAGGGCGAUUUCAAGAACGGCUACAUGGACGGCAAAGGCACUUACAUCGACUCGUCCGGAGACUUGUACAGAGGAUCGUGGGUGAUGAACCUACGACACGGCCAAGGCACCAAAAGCUAUGUCAACGGAGACUGCUACGACGGAGAGUGGAGGAGAGGCUUGCAAGACGGGCACGGGAGGUACCAGUGGAAGAACGAGAAUCAUUACAUCGGCCAGUGGAAGAACGGGACGAUGAACGGUAACGGGACGAUGAUAUGGAGCAACGGGAACCGUUACGACGGGUCUUGGGAAGACUCUGCUCCUAAAGGAAACGGUACGUUCCGCUGGUCGGACGGGAGUUUCUACGUCGGGGUUUGGAGUAAAGAUCCUGAAGAACAGAACGGGACUUAUUACCCGACCACAGCUUCAGGGAACUUCGAGUGGCAACCGCAGCAAGUGUUCUGCGUUGAUUUGAGCGAGUGUGUGGUUUGUACUUGUCAGAGAAUCCCGGUUUUGCCGUCCCAGAAGAUGCCGGUUUGGUACGGUUCGUCCGAGAGUAGUAGCGGGAACAAGACUAAGAGUAGUGGCAGCAGCGAGAGGCCGAGGAGGAGAUCUGUUGACGGAAGGGUUAGUAAUGGUGAGAUGGAGUUGAGGAACAAUGGUUCUGGUUAUCUUCAGGUAGAUGAUACGGAGAGUAAUAGAUCAUCACCGUUAAGGCCUUUGAGAAUACAGCCUGCUAAGAAACAAGGUCAAACUAUCUCUAAAGGACAUAAGAACUAUGACCUCAUGCUUAACUUGCAGCUUGGGAUUAGACAUUCUGUUGGAAGACCAGCUCCGGCUACUUCUCUUGAUUUGAAGGCUUCGGCGUUUGAUCCAAAGGAAAAACUUUGGACUAAGUUUCCAUCUGAGGGAUCUAAGUACACUCCUCCACACCAGUCUGUUGAGUUCAAAUGGAAGGACUAUUGUCCUGUGGUUUUCAGGACUCUGCGGAAAUUGUUUAAUGUGGAUGCAGCAGACUAUAUGUUAUCGAUAUGUGGCAAUGAUGCUCUUAGGGAGCUAUCAUCUCCAGGGAAGAGUGGAAGUUUUUUCUACUUGACCAAUGAUGAUGGCUACAUGAUCAAGACCAUGAAGAAGGCAGAAACAAAGGUAAGUAUCAGAGUAAACUUAAAAGCUGUUUAUCAAGAAACAUUCAUUUGUGUUUACUUGAAACAGGUUCUUAUAAGGAUGCUUCCAGCUUACUACAAUCAUGUAAGGGCAUGUGAAAACACUCUAGUUACCAAGUUCUUUGGUCUUCACUGCGUGAAAUUGACUGGCACUGCACAGAAGAAGGUUAGGUUUGUGAUAAUGGGGAAUCUCUUCUGUACUGGUCACUCCAUACAUAGGCGGUUCGACCUCAAAGGAUCAUCUCAUGGCCGUCUUACCACUAAACCAGAGUCUGAAAUAGAUCCAAACACAACGCUCAAAGAUCUUGAUCUAAAUUUCAUAUUCCGUUUGCAGAAGAACUGGUUUCAAGAAUUCUGCAGGCAAGUGGACAAAGACUGUGAGUUCCUUGAACAAGAGAGGAUCAUGGACUAUAGUCUCUUGGUUGGUCUUCACUUUCGGGAAGCAUCCAAGGACUCUGCCACUCCUACUUCCGGUGCUAGAACCCCUACCGGAAACCCUGAUAGUGGAAACCCUCGUCUCUCCCGAGCAGACAUGGACCGAUUUCUUCUUGAUGCCAGCAAGUUAGCACCAAUAAAACUGGGUAUAAACAUGCCUGCAAGAGUUGAAAGGACAAUGAGAAGAAGUGACUGUGAGAAUCAGCUUGUUGGGGAACCAACUGGCGAAUUUUACGAUGUGAUUCUCUACUUUGGUGUUAUAGACAUUCUACAAGACUAUGAUAUAAGCAAAAAGCUUGAACAUGCAUACAAAUCAAUGCAGUAUGAUCCAACUUCGAUCUCAGCUGUUGAUCCAAAGCAAUAUUCUCGACGUUUCAAGGAUUUUAUCUUCAAGAUCUUCGCAGAGGACACUUGAGACCAAGCCAUCUAAUUAACUUGCACAUGCCCAACGCCCAACAAAGUUGAGGUUUUUCUUUUUGUUAGAAAUUCUUGUUUAUUUUUCUUUAUAGAAAUAUCUGUAAAUUUUAUUAUUUAACCAAAAUCCAUUGUAAUAGGGGAAAAUGAUUCUUUUUGUAACUAAAUUAAGUUCAAUACUCUGCCUUUUCUUUUUCUUUUUGAUACUCUUUGUAUUGUGUUUCUUUAUACGUGAAAGAAAGGAUGUGUACAGAUGUUGACAUGUAUUUCUUAUUAACUUAUCCCAUCCAAGUUUACAAUUCAUUUUUAUAGAAAAUGUUUCUAUCUUUUUCAGAUUAUUAUUUUUAAUUAGACGUGGUUAUUUAUGGUUUUCAAAUUGAUUUUUAAUAGUGAGAACAAGUUGACUAUAUGAGGUUUCUGAAUUCUGAUGAUGCACACACUCGACAGGCCAACCUCAAAGUCAAUGCUAAUGGUUUUCAAUUUUUCAAAGUAAUUAGUUUACAUAUGAUUUUAUACGUUUUGUUUAUUUAUUUAUUUAUUUAUUUCUUUAUUUACAUAGGACUUUACAAUUGUAUGUCAGUAUGAAACAAUCACGUCAGGAAAUAAGUUAAAAACAUCUGUUUAAUAGGUUGGUCCUAAGUUUGAGUCCAUGUAGAAACUAAGUUAUUACGAUUUAACUAGAUGAAGAAAGAGUCAUGUCUUAAGGCUUCAGUCAAAUAAUAAUAAAAAGAGUCAUGUCUUAGCCAUUGUUAAAAAACACUAAGAGGUUGAUUGUUUGUAGUUUUUAAAAUAGUUUUUGGUUUUGAAAAACUAUUUUAUUUUCCAAUGAAAAUUUUGCUAAAAAUGAUUUUUUUUUAAACUAGAAAAAUUAGUUUUUCAAAUAACUACCUAAUUUCACACAAAAACCAAAAUCUGUGUUUUUUUAGAUUUCUGGCAGUUUCCUACGAUGAUUUUUUUAUUAUGUUUUCUUAUUUAUCAUAUUAAUUUUAAUGGUCUUUUUUUCAUUUUUUUUGUAACUGAUCUUUCUUUUCAUUAUUUGUCUCAUUCUUAUGCCUCAUUGCCACUCUCAUAUGUUCACUUCACCAUCACAUCAUCAAUACAUUUUUUGUACUUUAUUAAUAUAAAAGAAGUGAUUAUAUAUACAACUAGAGCAAUUGUUUUCGAGUUUUUCACCUCAGCACUCAAAAAAUAUUUUAUCAUACUUGUAAAUUAGAAGAAGUUCUCUUACUUGUAAACUAAAAGAAGUUCAAAAAUUUUCAAAAGGAAAUUUUAUUUUAAAAGUCACAAUUUUUAUUAAUUUCUAUAGAAAUUAUUUAUACAAAAAUAACCAUAGAAAUAUAUGUGUAAAAAUUAUUUUAGAAAAAAUCAUCCAAGGUAUGAUACUUUUUUUAAUGCUUAAUUACUUGUAUAAGUAGCAUUUGAAAUCAAAUAUAAAAGGCAUUCGAGAUCAAAUUAAUAUAUAUAUAUAUAUAUAUAUUUAUUUAUAUUUAUAUAGAAUUUACGAUAGUUUUAUUUUGUAUUUAUAUUUUGUUUUAAAUAAGUUUUGUAAAUAAAUUUAUGUGUAUUUUAAUGACAGAGUGAUGGCUCAAGGUCAAAAGAUGGAGGGGAGUACAAAAAACACCUAAAAUACAAUUUUGACGCCAUUAAUCUUAAAAUCAACAAAUGCCUAAAGACAAAGUUAUUGAAAUUCCAUAUGUUUUAUAUCAUAAACUCACUUCACCACUAACAAGUAGUAUUAUACAUACAACAACACAUUAUUAAAGAAACAAAUAUAUAAUAUAUUAACUUAUUGCCUACUACUACAUAACAUAAUAAAACAUCAAAUAAUGCUCUUCGCAAAUAAAUACUAAUCACAUAAUCACAUCAUCAGAAAAUCAUAUUAA
Molecule: messenger RNA, 4739 nt
Organism: Brassica rapa (field mustard)
Lineage: Eukaryota; Viridiplantae; Streptophyta; Magnoliopsida; Brassicales; Brassicaceae
Product: phosphatidylinositol 4-phosphate 5-kinase 6
Biological process (GO): phosphatidylinositol phosphate biosynthetic process
Cellular component (GO): plasma membrane
Molecular function (GO): 1-phosphatidylinositol-4-phosphate 5-kinase activity; ATP binding
Source: RefSeq, a predicted model, not a curated record